CGGUCAUGUGACCUCGGCCCCGUGCUCUCACGAGGCGUCAUGCGUGAAGUUUGGCGGGGCGCCGGCAGAUCAGCUUCAAGUUUUGGAAAAAAAGUUACGGAUCUCCCGAUCAUCCCUGUCAACAACUCAGUCCCGUUAUUUUCGUGGAAAUACUGGUCUAGGCGAUUUCGACUCUUCGAUCAUAUACUUGCGCAGCGCAAUUUGCCCUGCUGCUUUCCACGAUGGUCGCUGACACUAGCUACUAUGAUGCCUUGGGCGUCCCGCCGACGGCUACCGAACUGGAGAUCAAGAAGGCCUACCGCAAGCUCGCAAUUGUCACCCACCCUGACAAAAACCCCGGCGAUGAGACCGCCCAUGAGCGAUUCCAGGCGAUCGGUGAAGCCUACCAAGUCCUGAGCAACGAAGAUCUGCGCAAGCGAUAUGACAAGUUUGGCAAGGAAGAUGCAGUGCCCGGUGGUGGUUUCGAGGAUCCUUCGGAGUUCUUCAGCAUGAUCUUCGGUGGCGAAGCUUUUGUUGAUCUCAUCGGAGAGAUCUCCCUCAUGAAAGACCUGACCGCAACGAUGGACAUUACGAUGCAAGAGAUGGAGGAGGAGGAACUGGCCGAGUCGGCCGAACAGAAGCUCAACAUCCACGAUGAGGAAGUCAAGACCGCUGGUGGAGAGCCUUCUGCUGCCCCCGCCAAGGCUGCUGAGGCUGCCGAGGCUGCCGCUGAGGCUUCAAGCCACGGGGAGGCACACGCUCCGCCACCCGCCUACGGCGAGGCGACUGCUCAGAGCUCUGGAACGAGUACCCCCCGACGCUACUUGGGACAGCAGGCUCUGAUGGACAAGUCGGAGGAGGAGGCUCGCAUGGAUGCAGCUGGCCUGUCGCAGGAGGAGAAGGAGCUUCGCAAGAAGGAGAAGAAGAAGGGCUUGUCCAAGGAACAGCAGGAGCGUCUUGCUGCGUUCGAGGAGGAGCGGAGAAAGGCUCGCGAGGAGCGUGUCAACACCUUGGCCAACAAGCUGAUUGACCGUCUCAGUGUGUGGACCGAGACCGACAAGGGCAAGGACGUGACGCACGCCUUUGAGGAGAAGAUCCGCCUUGAGGUUGAGAACCUGAAGAUGGAGUCGUUUGGUCUGGAGAUCCUGCAUGCCGUUGGUGCUACGUACGUCCAAAAGGGUACCUCUUUCCUCAAGUCGCAAAAGUUCCUCGGUAUCUCUGGUUUCUUCUCCCGGCUCAAGGAUAAGGGUACCCUGGCCAAGGAGACCUGGACUACCAUUUCCACUGCCAUUGAUGCGCAGAUGACCAUGGAGGAGAUGGCCAAGCUCGAGGAGCGUGGUGGUGAGGACUGGACGGACGAGAAGAAGGCUGAGUACGAAAAGAAGGUUACCGGUAAGAUCCUUGCAGCGGCCUGGCGCGGCAGCAAGUUCGAGAUUCAGAGCGUUUUACGCGAGGUCUGCGACCAGAUCUUGAAUGACAAGCGAAUUCGCCUGGAGAAGCGCGUGGAGCGUGCUCACGCUCUGGUGCUCGCGGGUAACAUCUAUGCUAAGGCUGCGCGUGACCCCGAGGAAGAGGGCGACUACAUGGCCUUUGAGCAGCUGAUGGCGGAGGCCAUGCAAAAGAAGGGCAAGGAUGAGAAGAAAAAGAAGAAGUCCAAGCACGGCCACGAGUCUCCGGAGACAUCGCAUGCCGAAGUGAACGCCACUGCUUCUUAGAUUCCUAAUCACUUCAUGUCUUAGUCUUGCUCUUCCUAGCCCGCCUGUACUUUCAUGUCCGAACAUACACAGUACUUGUUUGUUUUGAUUGCACGUCUUUUGGGUUCACCUUUCUUUACAGCGACGUCCUAGCCUUCUUGCUGAAAGGGGUCGAUAUUCUCAUGCAGUUCGAGUCAUAGAUUGCCCGUUUAUUAUAUACCUGAGCUUCCGAGAGCCCAUAUAAUCGAUUGCAGAGAUGGCCCUUCAUUCUGACGUCCACGUGGGAUAAACCUACUAGAAUUUUCAAAUAAAUGAUAAUACCUUGGAAUU
Messenger RNA from Penicillium brasilianum, 2003 nucleotides. The record is from the annotation of a GenBank genome assembly. NCBI's taxonomy places the organism in Eukaryota, Fungi, Ascomycota, Eurotiomycetes, Eurotiales, Aspergillaceae.